AGGCACCACAAGCUGGAUGUUCAUCUUCUGGAACGUUGGCUGGACGGUGUUUUGGACGUGAGGCCGCUGGAGGGAGUCAAGCCGGAGCCACUGCAGCGAAGCAGCGCGAGCCUCAAAGGACUGGCAAGGUGUGGACUGAGGAGAGAGGAUCUGUGCCACGCCGGACUCAGCGCAGAAACUAUCGACAGGCUGUACAGGGCGCUGUACGUUUAUUCAGUGGGAUUCUUUGACCUUCUGCAGGAGCUUUUGUGCCACAGCACCUUCCGCAAGGAGCUUCUGACGAAUGUGUGGAAGAGCUUCGGCAAAAUAUCUGAGAUGGCCAUGAAAUCUGCCUUUAAGUCGGACUACCUGGCUCUGAUCCACCUGCACGAGGACAACGCCCAGCAGCUGUUCAGCGCGAAGGAAGCGCUCGCUGAGGCGAGGGAGGAUAACAUCGAAAUGGAGAAGACGUUGGCCUGGCUGACGGCGUCGCACGCCGAGGAGAGGGCCCUGCGGCUGAAGAUGGGCGGAGAGUUCGGUUCCGUGAAGGGGGCGCUGGAGAGGGAGCAAGUGGGGCACGCGUACGCGGUAAAGCAGUACCUGGGGGCGCUGGAGGAAAG
Ostreobium quekettii is the source of this 599-nucleotide messenger RNA. The record is from the annotation of a GenBank genome assembly. NCBI's taxonomy places the organism in Eukaryota, Viridiplantae, Chlorophyta, Ulvophyceae, Bryopsidales, Ostreobiaceae.